UGACAAGCGUUAGACGAAAGGGAAAUGACGUAGGGGUGUGGCCAUCGAGAGGGUUCGGGUUGGUCGGUGCUUCAUAAUAUCCGUGAGGAUUUAUAUUUACGGUUGGAAAUGUAGCGCGAUUUAUAUGGGCAAUGGCAGCCGGAGCGGUGUUACGUCCUUUUCUUUCCGGCUUCGCUUCUAAACUGUCGAGGGUUCCGCGGGUCAGCGCGCUCCCGGUCCGCGUCAGGACGGUGCACGUGUGUCCAGUUUUGCGCGCGGGCCACAACAAAUGGUCCAAAGUAAAAGACAUCAAGAUCCCGAAAGAUGCGGCGCGAGCGCGGAUGAUCGCCAAAUACGCCAUGUUGAUCCGGGUGGCAGUAAGAGAAGGAGGACCUAACCCAGAGUAUAACAUCAGUUUGGCUCAGCUUAUAGAGCAGUGCAGAAAUAAAAAUCUCCCCAAAGCCACCAUCGAUGCUGCUAUUAAAGGAGCGGAAAAGGCCAAAGCUGGUACUCAGUACCUGUACGAGGCACGAGGGCCUGGAGGUUCCAUGCUGCUCAUCGAGGUUCUGACAGACAACAACACACGAUCUCACCAGGCUAUCAAACACAUCCUAUUGAAAAAUGGGGGGGCUUUGUGCGAAGGCGCCAGGCAUCAUUUUGACAGAAAAGGUGUCAUUGUGGCAGCCAGAGACCAGGUUUCUACUGAGAAAGCUCUGGAGCUGGCCAUAGAGUCAGGGGCUGAAGAUGUGCACGAAGCCGAGGAUGAGGAGGAAAAGCCGAUUUUACAGUUCAUCUGUGAUAUGAACUCGACGAAAGCAGUGCGGACAGCGCUGGAAGCCCUCGGGGUUCAUACUCUGUCGGCGGGGAUGGAGUACAUCUCUAGCACUGCUGCUGCUCUACCACAGGACCAGCUGGAAUCCAGCGCCAACCUCAUCGAGGCUCUCAACGAAUUCCCGGACGUUGUCAGAGUGUGGGACAACAUUCAGGUGCCGGAGUAAGUACAGGAGGAAGGAACGAGGACACUGAAUAUUUCAUCAGAUGCAAGUGAAGGACUAAUGCUUGACAGGCACAGGAAGAGUCUACAUCUCUUUUCUCAGUAUCUUGAAAAUGUAUGUGUAUUUGUGCGAAUUUAAAAAUUGUUUUCAAAAUAAAGCUAUAUUUAUG
Molecule: messenger RNA, 1143 nt
Organism: Hemibagrus wyckioides
Lineage: Eukaryota; Metazoa; Chordata; Actinopteri; Siluriformes; Bagridae
Gene: taco1
Product: translational activator of cytochrome c oxidase 1
Exons: 6
Coding region: 132-977 (281 amino acids)
Cellular component (GO): mitochondrion
Source: RefSeq, a predicted model, not a curated record